GAUGAUUAUUUGUGUCAAUCUACCCUCAAUCAAGGGGGACGCGAGUAGAAGAAAAUAUACUUUCCCAGGUUAUGUAAAAGGCUAGACUGGCCGUAGACGGCCGUCGGUAUAAAGCCGCUCGUCCUCCCCAACGGCCAAGAGUUGCUCGCGAACUUUGCUGCAGCAACCAUCAUAGUGAAUCCUCACGUGCCACGGACCAUUCACCUGAAAUUAUAUAUUCAUUCGGAGACCGUCCUACUUUUUAUCCUUAAUCAUCUCACUCUUAUUUUUAAUAUUAAAGAACUUGUUUGAAUACAACAAGCUCGGCUCAUCCGAAAGUGAUGGGACACAACAUGCGCGCUCUUUUAAUAGUGGCCUUGGUGGGUCUGGUCAGGUCUCAGCAAUAUUUCCAAGAGCCUGAAAAAAUCAUAAGCGAAACUCGUAAGGUGGGCGACACGAGUGGUCAUUAUUCGUUCACUUACGAGACCGAGGGUGGAAUCCUACAGAAGGAGGAGGGUAGUAGAAAAUAUGCUGGUACGCCUGAGGAGACUCAGCUGAUUCAGGGAUCAGUGCAAUACAAUGCACCUGACGGUACACCUAUUGCACUUAGCUGGACUGCUGAUGAAUUUGGUACUCAAGUAUCUGGAACGCACAUUCCUACUCCGCCGCCAAUUCCUCCAGCAAUUCUGCGAGCUUUAGAAUGGAUCGCCAAGCAACCGUCAACCACCGAAGCACCUGAGGAACAGCCAAAAUCAUCAUCAAGUCAAAACGCAAUACCCGAUCAGCAGUACAGAUCAUCACAAAAUAAGAGAUACUAAAUAUGUCGAAAUAAAUGAUUAUUUUUUAUAAAAAGAAA
Messenger RNA from Cephus cinctus (wheat stem sawfly), 835 nucleotides. RefSeq names its product endocuticle structural glycoprotein SgAbd-4 (gene CPR17). Gene Ontology annotation, molecular function: structural constituent of chitin-based larval cuticle. The transcript is spliced from 2 exons. Bases 321 to 797 code for a protein of 158 amino acids. Gene Ontology annotation, cellular component: chitin-based extracellular matrix. Lineage: Eukaryota; Metazoa; Arthropoda; Insecta; Hymenoptera; Cephidae. The record is from RefSeq and is a predicted model, not a curated record.